CGGGAAUGUAUAAAAGGCUCAGUCGGAAGCAUGACCCCCUAUUCGCAUUCAAUCUCCCCUCCAUCCUACCUACCUCGAAAUGGCUACCGAAGAACAGAUGAAGAACCCGCUCUUGGUUGGCAAGGCCAUCCGUGCACAGCUGGAGGAAGAGAUACCCGUAGACCUCCCCCUCGACCGCGACUUUCGUGAGGGAAGCGAAUAUACUAUCACCGACCACAUGCAAGACCUUCAUACAAAGCUAGUCAAGGAUCCUCGUACACUCGAGCUCUUCUCGUCCAUGAUAACCCACCUGCACGCUUUUGCGCGAGAAGUCAGACCGACUCACGACGAAUGGGAGAAGACGAUCACCUUUUUGACGCGCUGUGGCAAGGAAAGCACAGAAUUCAAGAACGAAUUUAUUUGCUUAAGCGACGUCCUGGGCAUGAGUGCGCUUAUCGACGAACUCAAUCAUCCUAAGCCUUUAGGAUGUACCGACAGUUGUGAGGAGGGUCCGUUCUGGUAUACCGAUAUGCCCGAGCUUCCCUCGGGUUGCUCCAUCGCGAGCUCUGAUACUACCGGAGAAAGCAUGUUCUUUGAGGCUACCAUCAAAGACACGAAAGGCCAGCCUGUCAAAGGUGCUAAGGUCGACCUUUGGCAAGCCGAUGGAGACGGGAUCUACGACGUGCAGGAGCCCGAAAGAGAAGAGCCAAAUGACCGUGGUCGAAUAAUAGCGGAGGAAGAUGGGUCAUUCUGUUACCGCGGUGUACUGCCUACCGCUUACCCUAUACCCAGCGAUGGUCCUGUUGGUGACUUACUGCGAUUACUGGGCCGUCACCCCCAUCGGUCAUCUCACAUACACUUUCACCUUCGCGCCCCAGGCUUUGACCCCCUGACCACCGCGUUAUACCCAUCUCACUCGCCUUUCCUUGGCACUGAUCCGGUCUUUGCGACAAAGAAGUCGCUUAUCUGUGACGUCUACCCGGAAAGUGAUCCCUCUCGAUGGGCGGAGAUGGGUUUCAGAGACGACGAAGUUCGGAACGGUCGAGUCUGGGUAUGGAAGUUCAAUUUCGUCCUGGCGACUAUCGAUGAAGUCAACGCUCUCAAA
Molecule: messenger RNA, 1084 nt
Organism: Gloeophyllum trabeum ATCC 11539
Lineage: Eukaryota; Fungi; Basidiomycota; Agaricomycetes; Gloeophyllales; Gloeophyllaceae
Product: aromatic compound dioxygenase
Exons: 7
Biological process (GO): catechol-containing compound metabolic process
Molecular function (GO): catechol 1,2-dioxygenase activity; ferric iron binding
Source: RefSeq, a predicted model, not a curated record